AUGUCAAUUCGGUGUUUCGCUAGAAAAUGGAGAACACAUUGUUUAGCUUCACUAUUCCUCAGACACUUUACCUCAAAUUCAACAAAAAGUAGCAACCCCAUCAGAGACGUUUCAACUCCAUUGUCUUUGAGACAAACUGUUACAGCGUUUGAAUACAAAAACACAUGUGGCGGUUUUAGGGAAUAUCACGACGGAAGACCAAGGGGCCCCCUUUGGAGGGGAAAGAAGCUCAUUGGAAAAGAAGCUCUCUUUGUCAUCUCUGGGUUGAAGAGGUUCAAAGAUGAUGAAGAUAAGCUUCCCAAGUUUAUCAAAACUCAUGUUUUAAGACUCUUGAAGAUGGACUUGAUUGCUGUUCUCACUGAACUUGAGCGCCAACAGGAAGUUUCUCUCGCUCUCAUGGUGUUUAAGGUGAUGCAAAAGCAGGAUUGGUACAAGCCUGAUAUAUUCUUGUAUAAGGACUUAAUUAUUGCGUUGGCAAGGGCUAAAAGAAUGGAUGAUGUGUUGCAAUUGUGGGAAAGCAUGAAGAAAGAGAAUCUGUUCCCUGAUUCACAGGCUUAUACUGAAGUCAUAAGAGGCUUCUUGAGCAGUGGAUCUCCUGCAGACGCGAUGAACAUAUAUGAGGACAUGAAGAAUUCUCCGGAUCCACCAGAGGAACUGCCGUUCAGAAUUUUGUUGAAAGGGCUCCUGCCACAUCCUCUUUUGAGAAACAAAGUUAAACAAGAUUUUGAAGAAAUCUUUCCUGAUUCCAGUAUCUAUGAUCCACCACAAGAGAUAUUUGGUGCACGCUGA
Lathyrus sativus (Indian pea) is the source of this 789-nucleotide messenger RNA. The record is from the annotation of a GenBank genome assembly. NCBI's taxonomy places the organism in Eukaryota, Viridiplantae, Streptophyta, Magnoliopsida, Fabales, Fabaceae.